Cryptotermes secundus is the source of this 4324-nucleotide messenger RNA. RefSeq lists its product as uncharacterized. Gene Ontology annotation, biological process: apoptotic DNA fragmentation. Gene Ontology annotation, molecular function: RNA endonuclease activity; nucleic acid binding; single-stranded DNA endonuclease activity. Bases 188 to 2872 code for a protein of 894 amino acids. NCBI's taxonomy places the organism in Eukaryota, Metazoa, Arthropoda, Insecta, Blattodea, Kalotermitidae. The transcript has 8 exons. Gene Ontology annotation, cellular component: nucleus; mitochondrial inner membrane. The record is from RefSeq and is a predicted model, not a curated record.
AUAUUUUCCUGCGAGAGUUCUGAUAAAUAGAAUUGGAAAUUCUGCUUUCAUUCCACAAAAUUCGCAGACUUUUCUAUUAACGUUCGAAAAUUAUUUCAGUUUCGGGUUAAACUGUAAGCAAAGACUACACAUAAAGGAAAUCAACAAAUUUCAUCGCAUAUUCAUUAAGUCAAGAUAAUAAGAGAAUAUGGUGGACUUACAAGCAACAGGAGGAGUGAUAACCAUUCUCAUUAUCCUCGGUAUAUACGUGGUCCAAGGAGAAUCAGAGUGCAUCGUGAACGUCGGGUCUGACCUCCAGUACAAAUCUCCGUUACUAAUCAGUCCUGAUGAUGAAAUUGUGCUGGAUGGAUCACGAUUCGUGCUGCCAACUAAAGCAUCACGGAGAGUCAGCUUGCAAGAAGGAGAAGGGGUGGAGUUGUGGUGCCCCGGAAACAGCAAUCAAUUGAACAUCUCUGGGACGACAAGGGAUUUCAAAGAAACCAGCAUCACUUGCAACUCAGGCAUUGACUUCGAGUUCAGAGGAGCAUCUGCCCCGAUAACAGAGUUCCAGUGUACAGAUGUUCCACAGUCAACUAUAAGAGAGGUCGGAACAUGCUCCAGUGGUCAUAGAAGAUUACAAAUCGGUUACGAAACAUCAUUUGGCAAGUUCGUUCGUCUUAUCGAUAUCUGCUUCGAUGACACAAACUACCGGGCAUCUUACGUCAAUUACACACUAGUUGAUGGCAUUGAGAUCCGUCAGAACUUUCAACAAGUCAGCAACUUGAAUCAGGACGAUUAUUUUACCGGACUUCCCGAUUCACCGGACAUGUAUUACACGUGUUCAAAUCAACGCAGAGUAAUUGGGAAGCUAGUUGGUUCCUCGCGCGUUGGUCAGUUUAUUACAUGUUCAAAUAAUAUUAACUACUUAGUUGAAGCUCAUUUAGCAACCCCUUUAGAUUUCGUUUAUGUUGCCCAACAAAGAUCUACGCAGUACCAUGUAAAUGUUGUACCAAUGUGGCGCAGUAUCAGACAUGGCAACUGGAUUAAGUUAGAGGAGGAAAUAAGGAAGUACGCAAGUAACACAAGUCGAGAAGAUUCUCACGUUACUGUCUACUCCGGCACCCUUGGCGUCACUGCUAUCGGGAGUCGUAACCUUUUCCUUGGCAGACACAACAACGGCAAUGACGUAUUACCUGUGCCCAAAUGGAUCUGGAAGCUGGUUUACGAACCCAGUACACAGGAAGGCAUUGUAUUCUUGGUCGUGAAUAACCCAUACACGCUAAGCUUCACAUGCAGCUGUGUAUGUGCCCAGACAAAGUGGACUCUAGCUUGGAACAGAAGAGAUAAAAGUAGUGGUUACGUGUACUGUUGCUCAGUGGAUAAUUUCAGGAGGGUGUUCAGCGGGUUGCCUGAUUUUGAAGUUACAGGGUUACUCACAAAGAACAGGCCUUACACACGUGUGUUUCCUGAUAUUCGAGCAGAAUCUUACGCUGAUACGGAGCAAGUUAUGUCGUCUUCACUUCUUCUGACUCAACUGAGUCUAUUUGUUUUAUUAAUCUGUUUACUUUAUGGGCACCAUUGUGCAGGCGCUGGGGGAGUUUUAGGAAAAGCCGACAUAAGCGGAAGAGUGAACAGGAGAUUUGGAAGAAGUGGACCUUCGGAAACUAAUGUAAAUCAAACACAAAAUCAAGUACAAAAUGCAGGCUGCACGUUGCGGAUAAACUCUGACCUUGACAAGGACUCGCCGUUGCUCCUGAAGUCUUCUGGGUCGCUUGAUGGCAACCGCUUCUUCCUACCGACACCAGAGUCGGAUAUUCUUCACUUCAGAGCAAAAGAGAAGUUCUUGCUGGCUUGUCCUGGUACCGGAAACAGUCUCGUUGUUAACAAACGACAAAAAACCUUCAAAGAGACAUCAGCAUCCUGCGACUCAGGCAAGAAGUUCAAGAUAGAUGGAACAUCUACCAGUUUCCCUAACAUCACAUGUAAAGACACGCCUGAGUCCUCAAUUGUAAAAACCGGUAAGUGCAAUAUGAAUCAAUACGAUAAGCACUCCAUCGGAUUCAAGGUGAACACAGGGUUCAUCGGACUAAUGGAGGUGUGUUACGAUCCUCAGCGCCACACCACACUGUACAUCAAGUUCAUCAUCGUGCAAGGAGUGGAGAACCGCCAGAGGAAUGUACCCAGGCAGAACUACUUCAGAAAAAGCGGCUUCUUUAAGGGUCUUAAACCACCAAUUGAAUCAGUUUACAACUGCAGAAGCGGGCAGUAUGCCAUAUUUGCGAACUUGCUUGGCUCUGAAGAGCUAGCACAGCGAUAUAUCGAUUGCAGCAGUCGAGGAGGAGAGAGUCUCGAGAAGGGACACUUGGCCGCUUACGCUGAUUUCGUGUAUUACGCUCAACAGAAGGCAACGUUGCAUUACAUCAACACAGUGCCGCAGUGGCAAUCAUUCAAUGCUGGCAACUGGAAAAUUCUGGAAGAAAAAAUACGAAUAUAUGCCAAAGUCCAUAGUACCAAUCUCGUUGUUUAUGCUGGAUUUCACAAGGUGGCAAGACUGCGUGAUAAAAGCAAUAAAGAGCAUCCGAUAUUCCUCACAAAAGAUCUGAAUAACAAUGACGCCAUUCCCGUACCGGAGCAGAUGUACAGAAUUGUGUAUGACCAAGACAUGAGGCGCAGUAUCGUUUUCCUUGGAAUAAACAACGUCGAGAUAAACCCUAACGUUUCGAAGUCCAUGAUCUGUGAAGAUGUAUGUGAGCAUUCAAUGUCAUUCUUCACCGGUUGGAACAGAAAGAAUGUCUCCAAAGGUUACAUCUACUGCUGUAAGCUUCAUGAUUUCCUAACCUCCAGUGGCCUCAAGUCAGCAUUUCCGGUUAACAAUGUGCCUCUUCUUAACUGAAUCUUCUGUGAACACGACAUUCUCUGAGGAGUGUUAAGUAGACUUAUUGCUCUUCAGCUGUUCGUAGCGAUGAUCCUCCAAUGAUUCUUUUAAGUUACAGCCAGGAAAGGAAAUGGUUCCUCAGACUCGAUAGCCGCUCCAGACAAGCAGAAGAGGCAUGCAAAGACAAGCACAGGUUACGUUCGAGAAUUCGCUCUGACGUAUAUCGUAGUUAGGGAUAAGAGUUACGGCGUCUUCAGGCUUCUUUAAGAAGUGGCACUCUGAAACUUAACUGAUGGUGUCUGCCUGCACCUGCUUCAAUUUCCAUUUCUGGUUACAGCCUAUAGGCGUGCUGUCCCUCGCAGUCCCAAAAACGGGGGUCUUACAUUAGUGAGACAUUUUGUCUCGCUUCUGUUGGAUCUCUCUGUAGGCUACAUAGAAUUUCAAACUGAAACGGACACUCGCUGUGUUUAAUGUACUGUAGAAACAUAAUAUUAACCUCAUGAUAAUUCAAUUCAGUUCUUUAUUUACGUGCAAAUUUAACAGAGAAGAUGCCAAUUGCAAAGUUAGCACAUGUAAGAAGAAACAACAAUAAAAUAAUGUGGCCUAUAAAACCGUUGCUAAGAGGUGACUCUGUAAACAGCAGCCGUUGCUAGGUAAAGUCCGCUACAUACACGCAGGCAAAACUGAAACAACGUGAUGCAACCCGUUGCUAGGUAACGGAUUGGAAAAACAUGUCUACAAAAACAGAAUGAUUGUUGGAAACGGUGUUUCCUCUUUGUCCCGUGAAAAGUGGUGAAGGGAAGAAAACUGGAGCGAUCAAGUUAGUUGAGGGUUGGCAAUUCGGUGAACAAGAGUUCUUAAAGGGAGACUAAGUAGGGUUAAUGCUAUGGUUGAGUGAAAUUGAGAUGGUUCAGUUGUGGGGUAGUCGCUGGACAUAAAGGACCUGAGCGCGGGAAGCUGAAGAAUCUCCGAUGUUAGAAGACGUUGUUAGGGAACGGCUGUUGAAGACUUUGCAGGCUGGAGAGACUUAGAGUUCGCAGCGCUGAUUUGUAAAAUUUGGAGAUUAUCAAUGACUCUGUAAUUUAUUAUACGAGUAGUUCCUACUUGUGUCAAUAAAUUCUAUCCAAUCCGUACCCUGUCUACAGUCACACCCUAAAUCGUGACAAUAAUAAUAACAACAAUAAUAAUAAUAAUAAUAAUAAUAAUAAUUUUCUCUAUUAGGGUCAUGGAGAAUUUAUAAAUUGUUGAAUGGAGCAAUGAUUCUCAACCUCUUUGAUCUGAAUAUAUGGUCUAUCUUUAGUAAAAACUGGGUGAAUCUUUUUCCAAGCAGCAUAUUUAGUGAUUAUGUAAACAUAGUGUAAUUUAAUCACUAAUGGAAGUUCUUAAGGACUUGAACAUUGUAAGAUAUUCUGAUAAUAUUGUUUUGUUGUUAAUAAUUAAAUUUAACAAUAUAGUUUUGUUGACAGUAAA